AUGGCUUCACGGGAGGGCGAGAACGGCGCCGGGGGUGACAAUGUGGUCAAUGCGGCCAACGGGGGUGAAAAUACCGCGGCGGUCAACGGGGGUGGAAAUGGCGGGAGUGCAGCACAAGUACCGGUUCCAGCACCAGCACCAGCACCAGCACCAGCACCGGCGACGGUGUUUCCGCUGUUUGAUCUCAAGAAACGCAAAGAACUCCACCAAAAACCACCCCCCCCACCACCCACACGCAAAUCCCGCGCCCCCCGCUCCACCACGCCCACCUCCUCCUCCCUCUCAGACAACGAGUCACCCGCCCCCACCUCCACCUCCACCUCCACCACCACCACCACCGCCGCAAAGAAAAAGCAAAACCCAAAACAACCCGCAAAGCCCAAAUGCCGCCCCAAAGACGACCCCGACGGCGACUUCUCCGCCGCAAAGCCGCGGCCGCGCAGGGCGCCGCGCAGAGCGGGCGCGAAGAAGAAGCUGCUGAAGCCGCCCAAGGACACGGCGAAGAAGGACGAGAAGGAGGAGAAGGAGGAGGGGGGGAUGGCCGAGACGCCGUUUCUGACGCCUACGUCGUCGCCGCCGGCGAUGGACUGUGGUAGUGGCGAUGACAUGGACGUGGACGAGGUGGAUCUCGGCCGCGGCCGUCGCAAGCGCCGGCGGAAGACGCCGGUCGAGGAGCUUGCGGGGGCUGUACCGUCGUCGCCGGCGGUGGUGGCGCAGAUGGGGGCGCUCGCGGUGUCGCAGCCGCAGUCGCAGUCGCCGCGUCGGGAGCAGCAGAGGGCGGAUGCGUUUGGCGUGCUGAUGGGUAGGCGGAGCAACGCGGAGCGGAAAGAGGAGACUGUGGGGGUGGACUUGGAGCAGGAAGAAGAAGAGGAAGAGGAAGAUGAGCCCAUGCUGCCCCUGCACGCACCGGAGGCGGCGGGCGCGCGGAAGAGGAUACCGGUGUCGUGGGACUCGGAGACGGGGAUGCUGACGAUAAGGAGUAGUCCAGGCUUGUUGCCGUCGAGUCCGGCGCUGGGGCCGAUUAGUGUGCUGGAUUUGACGGCGAGGAGUGAUUUCGACAUAGGGGACGGGGACGGGGACGGGGAGGGGGAAGGGGGGGGAGGGGGGGGAGUGCUGAUGGGCCUGGGGAGGAGGAGGAGGGCGACCGCGAGGUAUGAUCCGGGCACGGGCAUCCUGAGUAUCAAGAGCAGCCCGAUCCUCGCGCCGGAGAGUGGCCUUGAUGCUGUUCCUGAUAGCGAUUUCUGCCUUUUGGACCAUGAACAACAGCAGGAAGAGGAUGAUAAAAAACUACCACUGCCACCUCCGGGCGAGUCUAUGGAGACAUCACAGCCCGAAAGCACAGCAAAACGGACAUCCGCAAAAUACGACACCACCACCGGCCUGCUCAUCAUCAGCAGCCCCAUCAUAGGCCCUAUAAAAACGCCCGAGCUGCGGCCCAAGAGCGCGUUCAGCCUGCUCGGGAAAAAGAAGAAAGAACCCCCACCUCCGCCUGCCCCAACAACUGCUCCUUCCCAGACAGCAGCACCGCCGGUACAGGAGCCACUGCCGACAGUCACGGUGCGGCAGGCGCCAAAGAAGGUGGCCGGCUCGCAGACCGGGAAGAGCGUGCACCCGUUCUUCAAGCCCGGGGGCCUCAAGAAAGUCCCCUCACCCCCAACCCAGCCCCAAUCCGACCCCGAGGAAGAGGUCACCGUCAACUCCCAGCCCCCACGGAGCAUCUUCAGCGCCACCCCAGGCCCAGCCCCCACCCUCAGCGCCUUCGCCAGCACCGCCAAGGUCGCAGUCCCAUGGGACAUCCCGUGGCCGACGCGCGCGAACUGCCACAUCCGCGACCUCCCCGCCACCCCGCUCCUGCCGCCAGCAGACGUGCGCCUGCCGCCCACCGACCGCAAGCGCAAGGAGCGCGCCGUCGUCGUGCCCGGCGCCGAAGACGUCCUGCAGCAGCUCGCGCGCACGCUGCGUGUCCCGCGCGUGGCCCGCGAGAUCGCGGCGCACGACUACUACACGCGCCGCUACUACGACGUGCCGGGCGAUGUGCGCCUGCCGGGGCGGAUCGUGACGACGGGGAGCGAGCUGCAGGCGAUGGUCAGGAGCCAGGUAGCCAGUCGGCUGCCGCACCCGGAGAGGGCGGCGGAUGGGGGCGGGGGCGGGAAGGUGCACCCGGGGCUGCUGAGGCUGUAUCGGAGGUUGAAGAACGAGCUGACGCCGUUCGACGUGAGUGAGUGCGAGACGAGCUGCUGGGAGGUCAAGUAUGCGCCGGAGAGCGCGGGCGAGGUGCUGCAGACGGGGAAGGAGACGCAGGUAUUGAGGGACUGGCUGCUGGCGCUGAAGGUGGAGAGCGUGGCGCCGGCGCCGGCGUCGGCGUCGGCCGCGAGGGCGACGAAGCGGAAGACGAGGAGCGUGAAGGGCGCUGCGGCAAAGAAGCGCAAGAAGAAGAAGGACGCGGAGUUGUCGGACUUCAUCAUCGACAGCGAGGAGGAGCGCGACGAGAUGAACGAGAUCUCGGACGCGGAGGACAGCAACAGCGGCAGCGGCAGCGGCGUGUUCGGGGCCAAGAAGUCGACGAUCCGCGCGGGUGAUAAGGGCGGUGAUUGCCCGUUCGGCGGGCCGAAGGAGCCCGGGAGGCUGGUCAACGCGGUGGUCAUCAGCGGGCCCAACGGGUGCGGGAAGACGGCGGCCGUGUAUGCGAUUGCGAAGGAGGCGGGGUUCACGGUGUUUGAGGUGUCGCCGGGCAUGCGGCGGAACGGGAAGGACAUCGUUGACCAGGUGGGCGAGAUGAGUAGGACGCAUCUCGUGCACCAGGCCAAGGCUGCCGCGCCCGAGGCGGGGGCGUUCUUCAAGCCGAAAUCGGCGCGGGAGGAGGAGGCGGCGGUGGCAGUGGGGGUGGGGGUGGGGGGGCAAAAGGCGGCGCCGGCAGCGCAGCAGCAGCAGUCGUUGAUCCUGAUUGAGGAGGCCGAUGUGCUCUUCGACGAGGACAAGAACUUCUGGUCGAGCGUGCAGACGCUCAUGGCGCAGAGCAAGCGCCCCAUCGUGUUCACUUGCAACGACGAGAGCCUCCUCCCCAUCAGCAGCCUCUCGCUGCACGCCGUUCUGCGCUUCACCCCGCCGCCCAGAGACCUGCUGGUCGACAAUCUCGUGCUGAUGUGCGCGAACGAGGGACACCUGCUGGAGCGCGAGAGCGUGCAGAGCCUCGUCGCGGCGAAGAAAGACGAUAUGAGGGCUGCCCUUGUAGAGCUGGAGUUCUGGUGCCGCCUGGGGCUGGGGGACCGGAAGGGGGGAUUGGACUGGAUGGUGAUGCGGUGGCCGGAGGGGGUGGAUGUGGCGGACAAUGGCGAGCGGAUGAGGGUCGUGAGCGAGGGGACGUACCUGAAGGGCAUGGGCGCGUUUGAUCGUGUGCCCAGGGGGGGGCAGCGCAGGUUGAGGGAUGCGUGGGAGAUGUGGGGGGUGGAUGUCGGGCCUGCGGACGGCGGGGAGGAGCUGGCGAGGGAGAUGCGCGGCGGGGAGGGCAUGCAUGUGGCGGGGGCGCUGCGGACUUGCGAGGAGUAUGCGGAGGCGUUGAGUGCCGUGGAUGUGUAUGCGGGCGCCUCCAUGCGGGGCUUUGAUGAGCAAUUCAUGGACAGCACGCAGCCGCCCCCCAGCGCCAAAGUCCGCGCAGACGAUCUCCAGGGCCACACAACGCUGCGCGAAGACCCCCUCGACCGCCUCUACACCGUGGGCACCGACCUGGCCACCACCGUGCGCUACCUCGCGAAGCGCCACCUCUACGGCGGCAAGUACACCGCGCUCAAGGACAGCCAGCUCGUGGACCUCAUCACGCAGCGGGGACGCAUCAAGAAAGAACUAGCACCACUAUCACCCCACUACCUGACCGAGACCUUCCGCCCCCUCUCGUACGCGUCGACCGUUUUUGCGACGACCCCCGCGAUCGUGCAUUCGGCGAUCAAUAGGACGCCGGCCGUGCUGAUGCUGGAUGUGGCGCCGUACGUGCGUGGUAUUGUGCGGCAUGAUGCGCGGCAGGCGGAGCUGCGGGUUAGGGCGAGUGGGCUGCUGUCUGCUGGUGGCGGCGGGAGGGUGACGAGGACGGCGAGGAACGCAGGGGAGGGCGGGGAUCGGAGGAGGAGGGAUAGGUGGCUGGGGGUGGCGGGGGUGGAGGCGGGGAUGGUGCUGGGGAGUGGGGGGGUGGGGUGGGGUGCGGGUGCGGGGGCGGAGGAGGAGGAGGAGGAGGAGGAGGAGGGGGAUGGGGAGAGGGAUGGGGAGUAUGAGUUGGAGGAGGAGGAGUUAGACUAG
This is a messenger RNA of Morchella sextelata, 4287 nucleotides long. RefSeq lists its product as uncharacterized. The record is from RefSeq and is a predicted model, not a curated record. Gene Ontology annotation, molecular function: DNA binding; ATP binding; ATP hydrolysis activity. The transcript has 4 exons. Lineage: Eukaryota; Fungi; Ascomycota; Pezizomycetes; Pezizales; Morchellaceae. Gene Ontology annotation, cellular component: nucleus. Bases 1 to 4287 code for a protein of 1428 amino acids.